This is a messenger RNA of Dromaius novaehollandiae (emu), 1581 nucleotides long. It is a transcript of the gene TMEM177, whose product is annotated as transmembrane protein 177. NCBI's taxonomy places the organism in Eukaryota, Metazoa, Chordata, Aves, Casuariiformes, Dromaiidae. Gene Ontology annotation, cellular component: membrane. The transcript is spliced from 2 exons. The coding region runs from base 457 to 1392 and encodes 311 amino acids. The record is from RefSeq and is a predicted model, not a curated record.
CUGCUGCAGUACAAAGCCCAGCAGCAUAGCUGAAACCCACCUUUGAUGGCACUCCACAGUAAGACCUUGGUUGUUGAAUCAAAGCACGCUUCCCUUCUGCCACCUCGGCUUCCUGUAAGGACAGCUGGAAACAGUAAUGUCUUAAACAGCUGCAGCAAGAUUCUCCAAAGCUCAUGUGUUAAAGCCCUGAGAGAAGAAACAUUGCAAGAUGCAAAUGGGAACAUGGGCACACAACUGUCAUUGAUGUCUGUGGGAUUUAGAUGCCUAAUUCAUUUUUAUAUCUUCUUAGUAGCAUCAUUUUAGGUGAGAAUUCUGUAGUCAUGGGGAUUUUUUUUUAAGAGAUUGGAGCUUUCCUGGGCAGAACACAUCCUAUGGCUUGGACCAUAAAAGGAACUGAUAUUCCCCAAGGGAAGCAGGACUCUUGAACUGAAGAAGUUGGCAGGUUAGGAUUUGGCUAUGGGAGCGCAGUUCCUGCGGAAAGCAUCUGCGUGGCUUAAGAAGCGCAAGACCACUUUGUUGGCUGUUUCUUGCAUGGGACUGUUCGGUGCUAACCUUUCCUAUCAUGUGUUUCCUGAGCAGACUUUCAAACUGUUACAUGAGUGCUGGUCAGAUGGGCAGCCAGCUGAGCUUUCCCAGAGUCUCCGUGGUGUCUUUCACAAUGUCCUUCAAGAUACUGAUGUGAAAUCCGCUAACUCCUAUCGGGCCUUUGCAGCUUCUGGCUUCCACCCAGUGAGUGCUGGAAUCCCAUGGCUUCCUGCAGGCUCUUUGGUGGGCAUCCCUCCUAAUUUUGAUAGCACAGUUGAGGAUAAAAAAGGAAUAGUCAGCCACAUUGUUGUGAUCAAUGGAAAGGAAGUAGACUGGGAGAGCAGUGAAGGUGUUGCUUUGGGGGAAGCUCUGACAUUUUCACCUGAAGCUCAGAAAUUUGCUAUUGCCAGAGAAAUUGUGUAUUUGCAAAAUGGCAGCCCUUUAGUAAAUGCUGCUGUGGCUCCAGCUUGCUUAGCUGGUACAUAUUUCGGUGGGAUAGGUAUAAAGGUACUUCUGGGUUUAUAUCCUGGUCCCAUGGUACUUCGCAGCAUCUGUAACCUCAUAAUUGCCGCCGCUGGACUAAUCUGCUAUUAUAUUUCUUAUGAUGCUGUGACCUAUCACUUAGACUGCAAGGCUGACAGAAAUGCAGCUACCAUUUCCAAAGACUACGCUAGAGGUGGGGUGGAAUUUUAUGACAAAAUCUUGUCCCGCAACAGGAUUCUUCGUACUCUGAUGGGCAAACAAGGGGUGAAAGUGUAUGCCCCUAGUGGUAACCUUUUCCCAAGGCACUGGUUCAGAAUAAAGCAUACCCCGUACACUUACCGAAGAGAUUUGAUUGUUAAUAUUUUAAGAGAGCUCCAGGCAUAGGAAAGGAGCAAUUGAAUUUUAAACUUGUGAAUUAUGUAUUCUCUUGGAACACUGCUGCACUGCUUUUUUUCCCCCCUGUAUCUUCAUUAGAAUUUUGGGUUUUAUUUUUUGCAUAUAGUUUAGAAAGAGUUAUUGCACAUUCUGUGAAUAAAGAAUUUUCUCUUAAAAUAUUAAAGACUUACUUCAGAA